AUGUCGUUCGAGAACAAAAUCAUGCUAACUGAAUUCUCCUCUCUAGUCUAUGUUAAGGGCCGCCAUUUGAGCUACCAGCGCUCUAAGCACAACACCAACCCCAACACCAGCCUGGUCAAGAUCGACGGUGUUGAGAACCCCGAGGCGGCACAGUUCUACCUUGGCAAGAAGGUGGCAUUUGUCUACCGUGCCAAGCGCGAGGUCCGCGGCUCCAACAUCCGUGUCAUCUGGGGCAAGGUCACCCGUCCUCAUGGUAACUCCGGUGUUGUCCGUGCUAAGUUCCGCCACAACCUCCCUCCCAAGUCUUUCGGUGCCACCGUCCGUGUCAUGCUCUACCCCUCCAACAUCUAA
Penicillium chermesinum is the source of this 351-nucleotide messenger RNA. RefSeq names its product 60S ribosomal protein eL33. Gene Ontology annotation, cellular component: cytosolic large ribosomal subunit; ribosome. Bases 1 to 351 code for a protein of 116 amino acids. NCBI's taxonomy places the organism in Eukaryota, Fungi, Ascomycota, Eurotiomycetes, Eurotiales, Aspergillaceae. Gene Ontology annotation, biological process: cytoplasmic translation; ribosomal large subunit biogenesis. Gene Ontology annotation, molecular function: structural constituent of ribosome. The transcript is spliced from 3 exons. The record is from RefSeq and is a predicted model, not a curated record.